Aureobasidium vineae is the source of this 807-nucleotide messenger RNA. The record is from the annotation of a GenBank genome assembly. Lineage: Eukaryota; Fungi; Ascomycota; Dothideomycetes; Dothideales; Saccotheciaceae.
AUGGCCGUUCACACUCCCCAUCGACUGCCGAUUGUCCUUGGUGUUGUCGCCUCGUUACUCUUCAUAAUCGCGGCGUUCCAUCAGCGCGGUGGCGUCCCCAAUGCAAAGAAGCUCUGGCACUUCUACGAAGUCGCUACCAAGUAUGGGACAGACAAGGUCACGGCCCAUAGCUAUCACCACAUGUACGAAAAGUACUUGCCCGCAUUCCGGAUGAAGCGCAUCAAGAUGCUCGAGAUUGGCCUUGGCUGCGACAUGGGUUACGGUCCGGGAGCGUCCUACAACCUGUGGCUCGAAUACUUCCCCUACGUGGACCUUUACUUCAUCGAGUACGACGAACGCUGCGCACGAAAAUGGGCUCGCAAAACAAGUGGAGCAACCAUCUUCACAGGAGAUCAAGCGGACGAAGUGUUCCUCGAGGAGUUCAUUAUAGAUACCGGUGGCAAUUUCGAUAUCAUUAUUGACGACGGCGGCCACACGAUGAAUCAGCAAAUCAAGAGUCUCGAACACCUGUGGAAAACGGUCAAGCCUGGUGGCUACUACUUCUGCGAGGAUAUGCAGACCAGUUAUUUUGACAGUCAUGGAGGUGGACCGACUGCAUCCAAGGAGAACGGGAACCAGACGUUCGUCCAGCUGGUUAAUGAGAUAGUAGAAGACAUGAACUCUGGCGGAAACAGAGUUCAAUUUGAUGGUGCGGGAGAGGUUCUGGGCAUUGACUGUAUGGCAGAGGUUUGUGGGUUUUGGAAGAGACCAGAAGGACCAGAUAAGCCCGCGAUGGCAGACAAACCAGUAAAGGUUGGUGCGAAUUGA